AUGAGGAUCACAUUUAUUUUUUUUCUCUCUGUCUCCAAAUCAAUGCCAAGGAAAGAGAAGCCUCUGGACUGGAAGCCCGUCUCUAGCAGCUCGAGGGAAAACUCCGUUCUCACCCAGUGUGAUUUUGAGGAUGACUCCAAACCCCUCUGUGAUUGGAGCCAAGUGUCUAAAGAUGACGGGGCCUGGACUCGGGCCAGUGAGCCCUCCCCCACCAGCAGCACCGCGCCCCCCGGCGGGUACCCCAAUGGAAAGGGCUACUACCUGCGCAUGGACUCCAACACCUUCCGCCCGGGCGGGGUGGCGCGCCUGCGCAGCCCCCCCGUAUGGGAGCAAGGCCUCCUCUGCGUGCGCUUCGCCUACUACAUGUUCGGGCCGUCGUGGGGCGCCCAGCUCAAGCUGCUGUUGACCACGGACCCCAAGGGCAAGCGCCCCAACGUGCUCUGGAAACACAGGAACACCCAGAGCCCCUCCUGGAUACCCACCGCCGUCACGGUGCCCAUCGGGCGCAUCCUGCCCAGUCGGCUGACAUUUGAAGGAGUCAGGGGCAGCACGGCUUAUCUGGACAUCGCUCUGGAUGCCAUCUCUAUCCGUCGGGGCUCCUGCAGUCGGGUCUGCAAGACGCAAACGUGCAGUUUUGACACUCCAAAUGAUCUCUGUGGCUGGAGCUGGAUCCCGACGGCCUCUGGGGCCAAGUGGGUCCAGAAGAAGGGGUCAACAGGGGUGCCGAACGUGGGGCCUGAGGAUGACUUCUCUAGCCCUGGUAGUGGCUUCUACAUGCUCCUGGACCCCAAGAAUGCAAAACCGAGGCAGAGCUCUGCCCUCCUGAGCCCUGUGCUCCAGUCCUUCGGCUGCCUGAGCCUGUCCUUUCACUACACCCUACGUGGCCAGUCUCCUGGCGCAGCCCUCACGGUCUAUGCUUCCGACUUGGGCAGCCGCCGGAAACACACACUCUUUUCAGGACAACCCGGACCCAACUGGCAGCCCGUUUCUGUCAAUUACACAGGCCAGGGACAGAUUCAGUUCACCGUGGUGGGCGUGUUUGGAGAGAUCCCAGAGCCAGUGGUGGCGGUGGAUGCAAUCAGCAUUGCUCCCUGCGGGGAGAGCUUUCCUCAGUGUGACUUUGAAGAUGAGGCCCAUCCCUUCUGUGACUGGGUCCAGGCAUUACAGGAUGGCGGACACUGGACCCAGGGAAGUAAAAACACGCUCAUCCAGGGUACAGGCCCCUCGGGAGCCUCCCUUAAUGGAGAGGGUCACUUUGUCUACCUUGAGGCUGACAAGUUCUCCCAGGCAGGCCAGUCUUUCAGACUGACGAGCCGGACCUUCUGUGCCCCGGGUGCGAUCUGUGUGGAGUUUACCUACCACAUGUAUGGCCUCGGGAAUGGCACAAAGCUCAGGCUUCUGCUGGGGAGCCCUGCGGACAGCUCCCCAACUCCUCUCUGGGAACGAGUUGGGUCUCAAAGCGCUGACUGGCUGAACGUCUCCAUCACCGUCCCUUCGGGACAUCAACAGCCCAUGCAGCUGAUGUUUGAGGCCGAGAGGGGCACCAGCACCGCCUUCAUUGUUGCUCUGGGUUUCAUCUCGAUCAGUCACGGGACCUGUCAUGGACCUGCAUCAGUAGCGCCUCCUUCCAAACCUGCCGUUACCUGCACUGGCCCUCCUGAAACCCCUGUCUGCACAGAGAAACUUGUGGCCCCUGAGGAAACACCCACCGUCCCCACUGAAAUAUUCACCAUCCCCACAGGGAAACCUGUGGCCCCCACCGAAAGGACCACCUUCCCCACUAAAAAGACCACCAUCCCCACAGAAAAACCCACGGUCCCCACCGAAAGGACCACCUUCCCCACUAAAAAGACCACCAUCCCCACAGAAAAACCCACGGUCCCCACCGAAAGGACCACCUUCCCCACUAAAAAGACCACCAUCCCCACAGAAAAACCCACGGUGCCCACAGAAAGGACCACCUUCCCCACUAAAAAGACCACCAUCCCCACAGAAAAACCCACGGUCCCCACAGAAAGGACCACCUUCCCCACUAAAAAGACCACCAUCCCCACAGAAAAACCCACGGUCCCCACAGAAAGGACCACCUUCCCCACUAAAAAGACCACCAUCCCCACAGAAAAACCCACGGUGCCCACAGAAAGGACCACCUUCCCCACUAAAAAGACCACCAUCCCCACAGAAAAACCCACGGUCCCCACAGAAAGGACCACCUUCCCCACUAAAAAGACCACCAUCCCCACAGAAAAACCCACGGUGCCCACAGAAAGGACCACCUUCCCCACUAAAAAGACCACCAUCCCCACAGAAAAACCCACGGUCCCCACAGAAAGGACCACCUUCCCCACUAAAAAGACCACCAUCCCCACAGAAAAACCCACGGUCCCCACAGAAAGGACCACCUUCCCCACUAAAAAGACCACCAUCCCCACAGAAAAACCCACGGUCCCCACCGAAAGGCCCACAGUUCCCACCGAAAGGACCACCAUCCCCACGGAAAAACCCACAGUCCCCACUGAAAGGCCCACAGUUCCCAUGACACCCCAGCCCAGCCCAACUCUUGUACCCACCUGGCCAACAGUUUUUGUGAUGCCAAGUACCUCCAUGACCACCGUGACCCCGGCCACCACUGCAACCCCAAGACCUACUCCAGCGAGCUGCCCGCCGAAUGCCCACUACGAGCGCUGCGCCUGCCCAGCAUCCUGCCAGAGCCCCGCGCCCAGCUGUGGGCUCCUUUGCAAGUCCGGCUGUGUCUGCGAUCCUGGCUUUCUGUUCAGCGACUCCCGCUGCAUCAAUGCCUCUUCCUGCAAUUGCUCCUACAAUGACAAUUACUAUAAGCCAGGGACGGGGUGGUUCAGCCCCAACUGCACAGAACGUUGCCGCUGCCAGCCUGGCGGUCGGACGGAGUGCCAGCCCUAUAAGUGCGGGACACAUACAGUGUGCCAGCUGAAGAAUGGCCAGUACGGAUGCCACCCCUAUGGCACUGCCACCUGCUUCAUCUACGGAGACCCUCAUUACCUGACCUUCGACGGGAGGCACUUUAGCUUCAUGGGCAAGUGCACCUACAUCCUGGCCCAACCCUGUGGCAACUCGACGGAGCCAUUCUUCAGGCUGACGGUGAAGAAUGAGGAGCGAGGACAGGAGGGCGUGUCCUGCCUGAGCAAGGUCUACGUGACUCUGCCCGAAACCACCAUCACCCUGCUCAAGGGCAGACACACGCUGGUUGGGGAUCAGCGAGUCACCCUCCCAGCCAUACCUUCUAAAGGCAUCUUCCUGACUCCAAGCGGGCGAUCUGUGCAGCUGCAGACGGCAUUCGGUCUGCGGGUGAGAUGGGAUGGUGACCAGCAGCUGUCUGUGAGCGUGCCCAGCACCUACUCUGGCAAACUCUGCGGUUUCUGUGGCAACUAUGAUGGAGACAGUAGCAACGACAACCAGAAGCCGGAUGGUAGACCAGCGCGAGAUGAGACGGAGCUGGGUAUCAGCUGGCGGGCCUCGGAGGAUGAAGACCACGAGUGCCAGGAGAACCGGGCAUCUCCCCCAUCUUGCGACACUGCCUUGCAGAACACUGUGUCAGGGCCAGAGUUCUGUGGACGGCUCACCGUCGCUCACGGACCUUUUGAGGCCUGCCUGCCUCACCUCAGGGCCUCUUCCUUCUUCGACAACUGCGUGUUUGACAUGUGUAAUUUCCAGGGGCUGCAGCAGAUGCUGUGUGCCCACAUGUCGGCCUUGACCGAGACCUGCCAGGAUGCCGGCUACGUGGUGAAGCCCUGGAGAGGACCCCAGUUCUGCCCGCUGGCCUGUCCACCCAACAGCCGAUACACCCUGUGUGCCAAGCUGUGCCCCGACACCUGCCAUUCCGAGCUCUCGGGCAUGGCCUGCCAGAACCGCUGCGUGGAGGGCUGCGAGUGCGACCCGGGCUUCGUCCUCAGCGGUCUCCAGUGCGUCCCCAGGUCCGAAUGUGGCUGCCUUGACCCCACGGCCGGCUACUUCAAGGUAGGGGAGCGGUGGUUCAAGCCAGGCUGCAGACAGCUCUGCAUCUGCGAGAGCAGCAACAGAACUCGCUGUGAGCAGUGGAGGUGCCAGGCCCAGGAGGUGUGUGGUCGGCAGGAUGGCAUCUAUGGCUGCCACGCUCAAGGGUCCGCUACCUGCACUGUCUCGGGGGACCCCCAUUACCUGACAUUCGACGGAGCCCUGCACCACUUCAUGGGCACCUGCACCUACACCCUGACCCAGCCUUGUUGGUUGAGGUCCCCAGAAAAUUACUUCGUCGUGAGUGCCACCAACGAGUUCCGCGGCGGAAACUUGGAGGCCUCCUAUGUCAAAACCGUCCAAGUGCAGGUCUUCAACCUCAGAAUCUCCAUGAUCAAAGGCCGCAAGGUCAUGCUGGAUGGUCGCCGGGUGGCCCUGCCCGUGUGGCCUGCACAAGGCCGGGUGAACGUGAGGUCCAGUGGCUCCUUUAUCCUCCUCUACACGGACUUCGGGCUUCAAGUUCGCUAUGAUGGGAACCACCUGGUGGAAGUGACCGUGCCCUCCUCCUACGCUGGCUGGCUCUGCGGGAUGUGCGGGAACUUCAACAACAACAGCCUAGAUGACAAUCUGCAGCCUGAUAAAAGGCCUGCGGUCAGCUCCGUGAAGCUGGGGGCCUCCUGGAAGCUAAAUGAGUUGUCUGAACCUGGCUGCUUUGCUGCGGGUGGCGGGCCCCCCAGGUGCCUGGGGAAGAAAGUGACGGAGGCCUGGAAUAAGAACUGUGAUAUCUUAAUGAACCCUCAGGGACCCUUCUCCCAGUGCCACGGGGUGGUGGCCCCGCACUCCAGCUUCACCAGUUGCGUGUACGGCCAGUGUGGGACCAAGGGCGACACCUCGACCCUGUGCCGCUCCCUGCAGGCCUACGCGUCCCUGUGCGCCCGCGCAGGCCAGGCCCUCGCCUGGCGGAACACCACCUUCUGCCCUCUGAACUGCCCACUGGGCAGCAGCUACAGCACCUGUGCCAACCCCUGCCCGGCCACCUGCCUCAGCCUGAGCGCUCCAUCAUACUGCCCGUCCUCGCUGCCCUGUGCCGAGGGCUGCGAGUGCCAGAAAGGCCACAUCCUGAGUGGGACCUCCUGUGUGCCCCUCAGCCAGUGUGGCUGUACCAGCCAGAGGGGCUCCUACCACCCGGUCGGGGAGAGCUGGUACACGGACAACACCUGCUCCAGGCUCUGCACCUGCUCCGCUCACAACAACAUCUCCUGCCUCCAGACCGCCUGCGAGCCUGGCCAUACGUGCGGGUCCCGGGAUGGGCUGAUACGGUGCCGGGCGGCAGGGAUGGGAGAGUGCCACCUCCGCAACGCGUCCCACUACGCAAGCUUCGAUGGCAGUUACCAUGCGGUCAGGGGCACCUGCACUUACGUCUUGGUGAAAAUAUGCCACUCCACCGUGGACCUGCCUUUCUUCAAGAUCAGUGGCAAGAAUGGGAAGCGGAAAGACCAGCCCCACACUUUCUACCUCCGCCAGGUCCACGUGGACAUCUUCAAUACCCUGGUCACCCUGAAGAAGGACCAAGUGCUGAUCAAUGGCACACGGGUCACCCUCCCGGCGACCACCCAGAUCCGGGGAGUCAAAGUCAUUUCCAGGGACGGCUACACCGUGCUCACCAUCAACAUUGGGGUGCAAGUCAAGUUUGACGGCAAUGGUUUCCUAGAGGUCGAAAUCCCCAAAGCCUAUUAUGAAAAGACCUGCGGCAUGUGCGGGAACUUCAACGGCGAGGAAGAAGACGACCUAUUGAUGCCUAAUGACGAACUAGCCCUGGAUGACAUCAUGUAUGUGGACAGUUGGCAAGACGAGGAGAUCGACCCAAAUUGCCAAGAAGAUGACAAGAAGACUGAAGCAGAACCUCAGGAGAAGCCAAACACGAACUGCCGGGCAGCUGACCUGGCAAGAGCCCGGGAGCAAUGCCAGGCGGCUUUCCAGGCUCCAGCCUGGGCGAAGUGUGCCACCCGCGUGAUUCCCAGUCCCUUCCUGCUCAGAUGUACCCACAGCCUCUGUGAGUCUGGAGGCCUCAACCAUGCCCUCUGCCAGUCCCUACAAGCCUUCGGGGCCGCCUGCCAGGCCCAGGGGAUCAAGCCUCCGAUCUGGAGAAACAGCAGCUUCUGCCCUCUGGACUGCUCCGCCCACAGCGUCUACACCACCUGCGUUCCCUCCUGCCCUCCUUCCUGCUGGGACCCGGAAGGCCAGUGCAAAGGCUCCAGAGUGCCCUCCACCUGCGAGGAGGGCUGUGACUGUGAGCCCGGCUACGUGCUCAGUGGACAGCAGUGUGUGCCCAGGAGCCAGUGCAGCUGCAGGGACGCCCAGGGCAACUCCCUCCCUGCGGGUAAGUCCUGGUUCUCCGGAGGCUGCUCCAAGAGGUGUGCCUGCAGAGCGGGCGUCAUUCAGUGCGGGCCCUUCGCCUGCCCCUCGGGCUCCCAGUGCCAGCCCAACAAGGACGGCAAAGACUACUGCGCACCCGAGAAGUCGGAGCAAUGCACAAUUUAUGGGGACCCCACUUACCGCACAUUUGAUGGCUUCAGCUACCGCUUCCAGGGCCGCAUGACCUACUUUCUGAUCAAGACCUUGGACGUGCUCCCUGAUGGGGUGGAGCCCUUGGUCGUGGAGGGCCGCAACAAGGUGCUUCCGUCCUUCAACCCCAUCUUCCUGCACGAAAUCAUCGUGACGGUCUACGGCUACACAGUCCAGCUCCAGACGGAACUGGGACUUGUAGUCAACGGUCAGAAGGUGACCAUCCCCUACGAGCCCAACGACCAGCUGCGGGUCACCAUGCGAGGCCACCGCCUGUAUCUGAUCACAGACUUUGAGCUGGUCAUCAGCUUCAAUGGAAAGAACAACGCAGUGAUCUCCCUGCCCAUCACGUACCGAAGGCUUGUGCGCGGCCUGUGCGGCAACUACGACCAGAACAAGAGGAAUGAUUUUAUGCUGCCCGACGGUGCCCUCACCCAGAACCUCCUUGUCUUUGGCAACAGUUGGGAGGUGAAGAAGACCAAGGGAGGCCUCCCCCGCUUCUCAAGGGAGGUACAAGAGGAGGAAGUGAAAGAAGAGGAGGCGUCAGGCCUUCAUGUGUCAGAAUGCAGCCCGGAGCAGCUGGAGCUCAUCGAGCACACACGGGCGUGUAGUGUGCUGGUGGACCCCCAGGGCCCCUUCGCUGCCUGCCACCAGCCUGUGGCCCCGGAACCCUUCCUGGAGCACUGUGUGUCUGAUCUGUGUGCCGCCCGGGACCCCAAAGAGCAGGACGAGCGGCGUUGCCAGGUCCUCAGCGGGUACGCCAUCAUCUGCCAGGAGGUGGGCGCCAACCCAGUCAGCUGGCGGAACCACACCCACUGCGCCUUGCCGUGUCCAGCCAAUACCGUCUAUCAGAGCUGCAUGACACCCUGCCCAGCCUCCUGUGCCACCCUGGCAGCUCCCAGGGACUGCAAGGGCCCCUGCGUGGAGGGCUGUGCCAGCCUCCCAGGCUACAUCUACAGCGGUGCCCAGAGCCUCCCCCUGGCCCACUGCGGCUGCACCAACAAUGGCAUCUACUACCAGCAGGGUGACGGCUUCGUGACCGAGGAUUGCUCCCAGCGCUGCACCUGUGCCAGCUCGGGGGUCCUGCUGUGUGAGCCCCUCAGCUGCAGCCCUGGGGAGAUCUGCACCCUGGGGAACCUCACUCGUGGCUGCUUCCGAGACAGCCCGUGCCUACAGAACCCCUGUCAGAAUGAUGGUCGCUGCCAGGAGCAGGGAACCCACUUCACCUGUGAGUGUGAACUUGGUUACGGGGGACACCUCUGCACGGAGCCUCGGGAUGUGCCACCCCCCAAAAAGCCAGAAGCCUCCAACUUUGCGGUCAUCCUGUUGGGAUUGCUGGUGACUGUGCUGGUCAUAGUGUCAGCAGUGACCAGAGAAUGCAUUUCCAGGAAGAGGAGGGGGGAGAAAAUGCAGGGCCAGACCAGAGACGAGCUGCCAGAUUUUGCUCCAGACCAUGCCUUCAAAGUCGCUCAGUUUUGA
Molecule: messenger RNA, 8013 nt
Organism: Globicephala melas (long-finned pilot whale)
Lineage: Eukaryota; Metazoa; Chordata; Mammalia; Artiodactyla; Delphinidae
Gene: ZAN
Product: zonadhesin
Cellular component (GO): membrane
Molecular function (GO): protein binding
Source: RefSeq, a predicted model, not a curated record